AUGUUUCAGGCCGUGAAUUUCGAACACGCGCUCGAAUUCGACCUCGACUACAUACCUCAGCAACGUUUCGAUCAGCCCUCGUCCAGAUACGCCAGCAAGAUCACGAGGAAGUUUCAAGCCGUGAAGCUAGAACACGCGCUCGAAUUCGACCUCGACUACAUACCUCAGCAACGUUUUGAUCAGGUCUCCCACUGUGAACGCUGGCACUCCCACGCCCUCUCCAAGAUAUACUCCAGCUGGAGCACGAAUAGGACCCGACGCGGGCUCGAUUAG
Molecule: messenger RNA, 273 nt
Organism: Punctularia strigosozonata HHB-11173 SS5
Lineage: Eukaryota; Fungi; Basidiomycota; Agaricomycetes; Corticiales; Punctulariaceae
Exons: 4
Coding region: 1-273 (90 amino acids)
Source: RefSeq, a predicted model, not a curated record